UGCAAUUUAUUUGACGAUUAAGUUAUUUAAAACUAUAUUUGACGUAAUAAGCCUAGUAAAAUAAAAUGCAAUAAUAUUUGGUACCUGCUAACUCAGUAAAAGAGACAACACCUUGUAUGAAUCAUUUUUGUAAAAUUCGUAUCUCUGGCUCGAUACUUUAACAUCAUUUUAUUUGCUUCAAGGUCUUUCUUAUCUGUUAUUCUCAGCAGAGAACUUCUUUUUUACUUUGUGUAAAUAGAAAGGUAAUGUGAAUUUUGCUAUUUUAUACUAGUUUUGUACGAGCCGCGGUCGGGCGAUGAUGUUCGCGAGUGUUGGUGUGAAUAAAAACUUUGAAAAACGAUAUUUUGAAUGGCAAUUAAUUAUUUAAUUAGUACAAAUGUUGCUAAAGUACUGUGAUUUGCAAAUGUAAUCAGCACUUUAUGGAAAUCUUUUGUGCUUACCAUCGCAACUACGAAGAGUUGUCGAGCGCGUCCGGAAAAGUCCGGAGGUGUUUUCCACCGGAUCAGGAUAUCAGUUGCGCUUACGUUUUCAAACGACGUCAGUCCGCAAUCGAAAGCUUCACUCUCUCUCUGUAUGUGACCGCUGCCGAACUUCCUUCCGAGUUUUCAACUUCCAACAGCCACCCGGCAAACAGGUGUAUCCCACUCGCUCUUCGUCUUCCCUUGGGUAUUGAUCAAAAGAAGCAGUUCCCUCCGUUCCAUAUAUCGUCACACUUCACGCACCAAAUUCUCUUCGCAAACUUAAUUACUUCUUACCCGUCUUUAUACAAUAAUUCGCUUUAACAGUAUCGCCUGAAAAUCGACUGAAACCGAGUUUUGUUUAAAGCGAAUGAACAGUGUUCUCGAUAAGUCGCAGUCGCACUCGUGUGCUUAUUAAUUUUCAUUCGUUGAGCUGAACGAAAAUAGAAUUUACUCCUCCAGAACUGAACAGUCCCGGUCCGCACAGCUUUCUUUAUCAAUUGUGAAAUGUUGUCAUCGUGCCAAGUUCUCGGUUCUCCACGUGAAGCGCCUUGUAAUAAAGUUCGUUGAACACCUGAAGCCAAAUGAACGGCAGUGCUUCGGCAAUGGCGGAUUACGAAAGGAUACGUUUGGUUGUUUUGGGCGGUGCUGGGGUGGGAAAGAGUUGUAUCGUGAAACGUUUCCUCAUGAACACUUACACUGACAAGUACAGGAGUACAAUUGAAGACCUCUACAAUCGCGAAUACGACCUGGGGCACAUGACGCUCAAGGUGGACAUCCUGGAUACAGCUGGCGACAUGCAGUUCCCUGCCAUGAGGAGAUUGUGUAUAGCAACUGCUCAUGCGUUCCUCCUGGUUUACGCUGUCACGUCUGCGCCAUCGUUUCAGUGUAUUAAACAAUGCUUUGAGGAGAUUAGGGAGCAGCGGGCCGAUUUUCAGGAUAUUCCCAUUGUGAUAGCGGGGAAUAAGUUGGAUCUUACAUCUUCGCACAGAGAGGUCAGGAUAGAAGACGUCUCGGAGUGGGUCUACUGCGAACUGCCGAAACUUAGGAUGAAGGUGCUCGAAUGUUCGGCAAAGGACGACAUAAAUAUCCGAGAAAUAUUCCGUUCCCUCUUGAAUCUAUCCAGAAUAAUCCCCCGGGAUUCAGACGAUACCACACAAUUCAAACGUAGGAGUAGCGCGUAUGUGUCGAAUAGCAAGAGCGGCCGCAGGACGGCGAGUCCGGACAAGGAGAAAUCCACCAGUGCCGCUGAAGGUGGCGGAAGUCACUCACUCGAAACACGUGCCAAACCGAGAUCCAGAUCCCUUAUAAGAAGAUCCAGUAGGAAGACUAAACAGCAAAUUCGGGAGGCGAACAACAGUUCAGAGGACUGCAACAUAUCGUGAAUUGCAAACCGCGACUCAUAUUGUACUCAUCGUGUGUAUCUCUUUUCGUCGACCCAAUUGAUUUGCUGCUGUUCUCUGUAAAUAUGAAAAAAAAUCGGUUGUCUGUAAAGUCGGUUUACUGACGAUAAUUGAACGUGACAACGUCAU
This is a messenger RNA of Agrilus planipennis (emerald ash borer), 1990 nucleotides long. Its product is annotated as GTP-binding protein Di-Ras2. Gene Ontology annotation, molecular function: GTP binding; GTPase activity. The transcript has 4 exons. Bases 1043 to 1843 code for a protein of 266 amino acids. Lineage: Eukaryota; Metazoa; Arthropoda; Insecta; Coleoptera; Buprestidae. The record is from RefSeq and is a predicted model, not a curated record.